This is a messenger RNA of Cryptomeria japonica (Japanese cedar), 1007 nucleotides long. RefSeq names its product blue copper protein. The coding region runs from base 101 to 772 and encodes 223 amino acids. NCBI's taxonomy places the organism in Eukaryota, Viridiplantae, Streptophyta, Pinopsida, Cupressales, Cupressaceae. The record is from RefSeq and is a predicted model, not a curated record. Gene Ontology annotation, cellular component: plasma membrane. Gene Ontology annotation, molecular function: electron transfer activity. The transcript has 2 exons.
AGCUCUUUCUAAAUUCUUUUUAUAACAAGCACUCCCACUUAUUAUCAACACUCAAUAUUUAUCCUGCAAGAGCUACAAGUUCAUCCAUUAUAUCGAUAUUAUGGUACAAAUGUCUCAGAAUAGAAGGCAUUCAGAGUACACAGUUGACUUGCGUAGAAUUUUGCCUGUGGAGAUGGGUAGCAUUAUGUUGCAGAUUAGGGCGUUCAUGGCGUUGGCACUUCUUUUGCCCUACGCUAGGGCAACCACCUACACAGUAGGCGACACCAGCCAGUGGAAUUUAGGAGUAGACUAUUCUACUUGGGCUACGGGUAAAACAUUCGCCGUGGGGGACCAAUUGACUUUCGUUUAUUCAUCACUUCAUAGUGUUGUGGAGGUGAGCAAGAGUGCGUAUGAUUCUUGUAGUACAUCAAACCCACUGAAGGUUGAAUCAGGCAGCCCAACGAGCGUGACAAUGGACAAGACAGGUGGGAGAUGGUUCAUUUGUGGGACGCCCGGCCACUGUUCAGGAGGCAUGAAAUUGGCCAUCACUGUUUCACCUGCAACUGUUACUCCCUCUACACCCACCUCACCUUCUUCUCCCGCUGCCACUACUUCGCCUUCGCCGCCUAGUGCCACCAAAACCUCACCUUCAACACCUCAGAUAGAUUGCAACCCUCCUCCUAGUGGUUAUAACUACCCUUACUACUAUAUUAAUAGGGCAGAUCCUCUGUUAUUCCACAACAAAUUCACCCAACUUUUUUUGAUCGGCUUGCUUCUGUAUAUCUUUAUUUAGAUUUCAGAUGAAAUAAAAAAUUUAAAAUUGAUGUUGGGUAUCUGGGCAAACGCAGGCCGAAUGCUUUUCUUGUUAGAGGGUGUUGCAGGGUUAAGAACUUAUGUGUUCUUGACUUAAAUUGAAGAAUAUCAAGGUUUUGGUUUCUCUUCGUUGCUAAAUCGUUUGGUAUCUCAUGUGAGAGUUAAGAAUUUAUGGGCUCUUGACUUAAAUUGAAGAAUAUCAAGGUUUUGGUUUC